AUGUUAACAUUAAAAGAAACAUGUGCCCAGGAUUCACCAGAUGUAUGGUCUAUGGUUGAAUGUGGGCAAAUCGAUCCAGGUAUUGAUGCGGAUUUGGAUAUUAUGUUACCAAAUGGUUUUGUUAUUGCCAUACAGUUUAGUACGGACAAAACGCUUUUAUUGCUCAAAGAAGAAGUUUUCGAUCGUGCAAAAAGGUUGCCUCUAUUUAACUUACUUUUAUUCCCAUCAGAUUAUAUAUUUUUUACAAUUGGUUCAAGCGGUGAUUAUGAUGAAUUGUAUGAUGAAACGAGGACAAUAUUUUCAUUGCAAUUAUUCGUACCUCUUCUUUGUUUAAAGGAACGUGAAGGAAAUAACGAAGAAAAAGCUCUUUCUCAUGAUAUCGGUUUGGCGAUUGGUCAUCCUUUAUCGAAUAUUGAGUCAAAGUUAACAUAUGAUUAUGAGUGCUAUCGAAUGGAUCUUUACAAGGUAAUGGAAGAAGCAAUAAAAAAUAGAGGUGUUAAUGGCUACUCACAUUAUGCAUUUCCCGAAGAAGUCUCAAGUGAAUUUGAUUCUGAUAUUCCUUCUCAACUCAAAUCUAAAAUUCAAGUUGCUGAUUUGUUUAUCGAAAUAUGGUAUCGCAGUCGUGAAGAUGAAAUUAAUAAAGAUGAUUCAAAUUGCGUUUUUGUUAAGCUUAGAAAAAUUAUUGGAGCAAGGACAACAGAUAUCGUUGCAAAUGCUGUUCAGGAACUCCUUCGUCAGCAUAAAAUCGCAAUUGAUCAGCCUCCAUCUGAAUUUCUUUUGCAAAUUGUUGGUCAACAGUGUUUCGUUACUAAGGAUAUGAAAAUAACAUCAUUUGAGUUUCUUAGUUGUUCAUCAAAAAGUACAGAAGUUUGGUUUCAGUAUGUUCGUUCCUGCUUUGAGAACUAUCGUAUACCUAAAUUUUUGUUACGAAGAAAGGAUAUUGUUUUGAUUGAUUUUCCUGUUCCACCGCUUCCGUUAAAGCCAAGUUGGACCAAGGCUUACGAAGAACGCUUGAACAAGCCAUAUCAAAAUAUGAAACGUUUAUGUUUAUGGGAAUUGGAUGACAAUUUAAAAAUUCGUGUCUGCAGCGCAUCACACAUAACUAUAUCAGAUAUUGACCGAAUAUAUGUAAGAGCAACUAUUUACCAUGGGCAUAUCUUAAUUGUUAGCAAAGAAUCAGAGUAUGUUCGACCAUCAAAUCCGCGUUGGCCCAAUGGUUGGAUAGACUUCGAUUUUUAUCUGAAGGAUUUGCCUUAUUCUGUUCAAAUUUGUUUAUCAUUAAUUGCUGUUAAAGAAAAAAAGAAAGAAGAACAUAGCGGUAUAGGUUGGGUAAAUAUACGCUUGUUCAAUUGGAAUGAUGAAAUGUUGCAAGGAAAAAAGUUGUUUUAUCUGUGGCCUUUUCCAAAGCAUUGCACUGAUUUUACGAAUCCGCUUGGUCAAAUCGGAUCAAAUGAUAAUAAAGAUGCUGCUCGACUUGAAAUUGAAUUUUUUGAUUAUGAUUAUAUCGUGGAAUUUCCUUCAUCUGAUUUGAUUUAUAAAUAUAUUGAGAAAAUGAACAUCCGAAAUUCCACGAUUACUCCUUCACCACCAAUUCUCAAGGCUAGCAGUUCGGAAAUAACGCAACUUAUGGAUUUAGCUGUUUUAGAUGGGGAAAAACUAAGCAUUAAACAGCAACAAUUUAUUUGGUCAAUGCGAGAAUUUAUUUCUGUAAAUAUGCCGGAUCUUUUGCCGCUUCUUGCUGGCUGCAUGUAUAUCUGGAUUACGCGUGAUAGAUUCGCAAAAUUUUAUGAAUUAUUGGAUCGUUGGGCGCCAAUUCGGCCUGAAACUGCUAUUAUACUUCUCGAUUUUAAAUAUCCAGACCGGAAAAUUCGUGAAUUCGCAGUGAAGUGUUUGGAUGACAAUCUAGAUAAUGAUCGGUUGCAUUUGUACAUAAUGCCGUUGGUUCAGGCAUUGAAGCUAGAGCCUUAUGCAGUCUGUGCAUUAUCACGUAUGUUGCUUAAAAGAGCAUUAUGCAACUAUCGGAUUGGUCAUAUAUUCUUUUGGCUUCUUAGAUCUGAAAUUGCACAAAUAGGAGAAGUCGGCGAAGAAUUGCCUCGAAUGUAUAUCCGACUUUCAUUAUUAAUCGAAGCAUAUUGUCGUGGUAAUUUCAUUCAUAUGAACUCAUUAUUGCGACAAGUUGAUAUGGUAGCUAGACUCACAAGUCUGAGUAAACUAGUUAAAACAUUUAAAGACAGGGAUGCUGCAAUAAAGAGAUUACAAUUGGAACUUAGCAAUUUUAAGGAAGAAAUGCAAAAUAUAAGUUCGCCUCUUAAUCUUCGUGACAGUCUCGGGAUCCUUAACAUUGAGUCGUGUAAAGUAAUUGGAAGUGCCAAGCUACCACUACGUUUAUCGUGGUUAAAUGCGGAACCUCUGGCUCGAUUGGAUAAUUUAACACAUCAGAUAAUCUUCAAAAACGGUGAUGAUCUUCGGCAAGACAUGUUAACUCUGCAUGUUUUGAGGAUAAUGGAUGCUUUGUGGAAAAAUCAGGAUUAUGAUAUGUGUUUAAGUAUAUAUGAAGUAUUGCCCAUGGGUAGAAAUGUGGGAAUGAUAUAUGUUGUUCAGAAUUGCAAUACGCUUUUCGAGAUUCAGUGUGCGGCAAAACAACUCGGAUCAACAUUUAAUAUGGAGAGUUCAUUAAUUAAUAAAUGGAUUCGUAAUUAUUCAGAGGAUUCAAAAUUCUAUCUUGAAUGUGUUGAUAGAUUUACGGCAUCUUGUGCAGGUUAUUCUGUUGCUACGUAUGUUCUUGGUAUCAAAGAUCGACAUCAGGAUAAUAUUAUGCUUGCAAAAGAUGGAAGGUUAUUCCAUAUUGACUUUGGGCAUUUUCUGGGCCAUUAUAAAAAGAAAUUGGGUAUUAAUCGAGAUCGCGUCCCAUUUGUUCUAACCGAUCAUUUUCUUUUCGUUAUCGCGAAGGGAAAAAGCAAUUUUCGUGAAAAUCAUGAAUACAAAAAGUUUAAACAACUUUGCGUUGAAGCUUAUUUAGUUUUGCAUGAUCAUGCUAGACUUUUCAUAUCAUUAUUCACGAUGAUGUUUUGUAUGGGUCUACCUGAAUUGCAAAAGAUGGAGGAUAUAAAUUUUUUACGGACAACACUUUGCGUUGAAUUAGAUCGUGAAGAAGCAAUAGCGUCUUUCCUUAAGAUAUUCGACGAAGCUUUUAGUGGAGCUUGGUCAACUAAGACUAAUUGGUUUUUUCAUUCUGUUAAACAUCUUUGA
Molecule: messenger RNA, 3249 nt
Organism: Dracunculus medinensis (Guinea worm)
Lineage: Eukaryota; Metazoa; Nematoda; Chromadorea; Rhabditida; Dracunculidae
Source: the annotation of a GenBank genome assembly